Molecule: messenger RNA, 2096 nt
Organism: Ceraceosorus bombacis
Lineage: Eukaryota; Fungi; Basidiomycota; Exobasidiomycetes; Ceraceosorales; Ceraceosoraceae
Source: the annotation of a GenBank genome assembly
AUGCAUUUCUCUCCGGCCGUCCUCACUCUUCUAUCCCUCGGUCUUGCCAACACCGCAACCGCAGUACCCCUUCGCUCUACAGCGAACGGUCAUCAGAAUCCUCAAGCUGUCCUGGCAGCUCGAGCAUUCCCUGCUGCUCAGGAUCACAUCAUUCAGCACCUCGCUGCCAGAGACCAGGUCCCCGAGGCGGUUCACAAAGCCCUCAAGCAGCUCAACACUCGUCAGACCGAUGUGAUGCAACAGGCCUCCGUCGUAGUGGCCCGCUAUGCUCACAUGCCGCAGAGCGAUGAGCGUACUCGACUCGUCGUUCGCGACCUGGAGCGUCGUGGUAUUUUGGACCGUGAGUGCCGUGACCAGCUGCUAAGGCGAUACGUCCGCCGCUGAAGCUGAGAUUGACCGCUCCUCCCUUGCCGUUAGAACUAAUAUCCUCUUUGAAGGAGCUGGUUGACACUCUGCUUGGCCAGCGCGUAUCGCAGCCUCCAAGCAAGCGUCAAGCAGGCAACGUUGGCUCGGUGGUCCAAGAGAUCCUCUGCCUCUUGCAGCAGCUUCUUGGCAAUGGCACCGAUCAAUGCAACUCGGACGACGAUGCCGCCCCUACCAGCAGUGCAGGUGCAAAGAAGAGCAAGGCGACCAAGGUUGCCUCCAAAGCUUCUUCCUCCAACUCAACUUCUGUCGUUGAUGACGACGACAAGCCUGCCUCGGCCUCGUUGGUCCCUGAGGACCAGAUGACUUCUGCCACCGCUACCGGCACUGCUUCGUCUUCCUCUGCGUCUGCGACUGCGGAGAAGAAGCAGAAGGAUUCCGAGAAGAGUGGCAAGGGCAAGCAGGCUGCUUCCUCGAGCAGUGCUGAUCCCAGCGCCUCGCCCAGCGCCACUGGUAGCGCUCAAGCUGCCGCCGCGACGGGCAACUCGACCUCGACUGACAGCAGCGCCCAGAGCGCUACUGGCUCUGAUGACGGUCCCAGCGCUGCACGCGCAACGCUUGCCCGUCAGACCAACACCCAACUCGACCGAAGGGCCGCGAUGGACUUGGCUCCUCGUCAGUCCGGUGUCACUGGUCUAUUGACAGUGCUCAGGAUGCUGCUCGAUGCUCUCCUCAACACCUUGUUGCCCAUGUCUACCCGUAGCGAGGACCCAUCCUCGUCAGCUUCGGCUCAGAGCGCCGCGGUUACGGGCAAAGACUGCCCACCCCCCGGCACGCCAAAUGACGGUCAAUACCGACCUGGAUGCCCAGGCUACGGUCGACGUGAUCUGGGCGAGCGAGACACCAUCGGCGACUUGCUCGACACUGUCAUGCCCAUCGUCGAGUCCCUCAUCAGCGCCCUCACAAAUCAAGAUGGCGCCAGCGCUGCGACUGCCGGCGCUUCAAAGAGCGCAGCAACCAGCACCGACGACUCCGAUGCGGCUCCGUCCUCAUCCAAGAACAAGACAUCCGCUAACUCCAGCUCGAGCAAGGGAGCAGCGAGUGAGGACGCUUCUUCAUCGGACACCAGCAGCAGCAGCACCGCUUCGCUCUUGACUUCGCUACUCUCCGCUCGAGACUUUCUCGAGGCGGAUGGCUUCAUGCACGGCGUCCAGAACAUGCAAGCGCGAAGCGUCGAAGAGGUGGCCGAGCUAGCGGGCAACAUGCUCACUCGCCGAGCGGAUCUCCAACCAGUUUGGUCCGAGCUCAAAAAGAUUGGAGACGAAGAGUGGAAGCAUGCAGCGGGAGCAGCAGGGAAGCAAAGACGAGAUGCGGGCAGCGAUUUCGCGCCUGUGUGGUCGGCUUUCUCCGACAUGAUCGAUGAUGCGCUCAACAAGGAUGGUAAGGAUGCAUCUGCUGCCCAACAAGCUGCCGGUGCCAAGUCCAGACGUGGCUUGCCCUCUGCAGACAAGUCCAGAGCGCUCGCGCAGGCUGGUUUCAAGUGGGCUACCAAGCAGCUCUUUAGCGUCGGUUCCUCCAACAAAGCCAGAAGAGGCGGAGAUGAGCACCACUUGGUCGCUCGCGUGCAACACGACUGGAAGCCCCUCGCAAACGCAGCUUCCACAUUUGCUCAACAGCAGAUGCGCGAAUGGACGGGAGCUCUGAAUAAGAUGAAUGCUGAUAAGCAACAUUAG